This is a messenger RNA of Trachemys scripta elegans, 870 nucleotides long. It is a transcript of the gene FKBP7, whose product is annotated as FKBP prolyl isomerase 7. Bases 1 to 666 code for a protein of 221 amino acids. Gene Ontology annotation, molecular function: peptidyl-prolyl cis-trans isomerase activity; calcium ion binding. The transcript has 4 exons. Lineage: Eukaryota; Metazoa; Chordata; Testudines; Emydidae. The record is from RefSeq and is a predicted model, not a curated record.
AUGACUUUCGGAGUCAGAUUAGUUUUUUUCUUACAGGCUUUUUGUCUUCUUACGAUCCACACGCACGGACAAAAGAAAGAGGAUGCCACUGCAGAGGAAGUUAAAAUAGAAGUUUUACAUGUGCCCAAAGAAUGCAAGCCAAAGAGCAAGAAGGGGGAUCUGCUUAAUGCACAUUAUGAUGGCUACCUGGCCGGUGAUGGAUCCAAGUUUUAUUGCAGUCGAACACAAAAUGAAGGUCACCCAAAGUGGUUUGUUCUGGGUGUUGGCCAAGUCAUAAAAGGAUUAGAUAUUGCUAUGAUGAAUAUGUGUCCUGGAGAAAAACGGAAAGUGACAAUUCCACCAUCAUUAGCGUAUGGAAAGGAAGGCUAUGCACAAGGCAAGAUUCCACCUAAUGCAACAUUGAUCUUUGAGAUUGAACUGUAUGCAGUGACUAAAGGACCACGUAGUGUUGAAGCAUUUACUCAAAUAGACAUGGACAGUGACAAGAAACUCUCUCGAGAUGAGCUAAGCCAUUAUUUGAAACAGGAAUUUGAAAGAGAUGGUAAAAAACGUGAUGCAUCAGUUCACGGUUCUAUUUUAGCUGAUAUAUUUAAGAGGAAUGACCAUGACGGAGAUGGCUUCAUAUCUGCAAAGGAGUACAAUGUCUAUCAGCAUGAUGAACUAUAGCAAAUUAUUUCUAAAAUCUCCUGACUGCUUUCUCUACCCUAGAUUUAAAGAAUCUCUAAAAAGAACUUUCAUUUUGUCACAUGAUGUUUUACAUUUUUUUUGUAAUGGUAAAUUUUUAUACCUUUUAAGAUGAGUGUUAAAAAUCUUUCCAGUAACAUUUCAGUUACUAAUAUUUUACAAAAGAAAUAAAAUUAUAAAAAGUCA